AUGCCUGUCGCAGCUGAAAGGGUUGCUGACGCGGAAACCAGCGAGCCACCGCACGUCGUUGGUUGUGCCGAAGUCGCUCAAGGCCAUUGCCGGUUUGUUUCCUCGCUGAGGCUGCGCUUGUUGGUGAUUACUGACGAGCCUCCAGAAUCGCGUCUGUUUAGUGGAAAGCGCUCUCGCGGAAAGGCGAGCCGAGUGAAUGCGAAUGAUGUCUCCGAUGUCGGCUCGUUGCCUCUGACUCUGCCCACUCCCCUAGGGGACGAUGACGAUAGCAUCAAGAAGGGGACCACAGACCUAGAUAUCAUCUCCACCGGUGUGUCCGGCGAAUCAUCGACUUCUACCGUUAUUUGGCGGCGCGAUGAGCCGCAGGCGGUCCAGGCCCAGGAUGACGACGGUUCGGCGGAUACGAGGAAUGUUCAAGAUACCAGGUCCAAGGCAUCUGUCGACAACAUAUCGGGGGCUUCUACUCCGGAUGUCUUGGAGGCGCGGCGAGUGCAGAUUCCUUCAUCGCAACGCGCCAUCAGCUGCAGCACCAAGUCUGCCCUUCGUCACGGCGGGGAUCCUCCUCGGUCUCCGUUCCCAGACGAGGCUCUUCAGGGGCCGGCCCCAAAGCUGGUUCGCUUUGCAGGUGAUCUCGAGACGAAGAUCCCUGUGCGGUCGAGCGACGAUGAUUUUCAUUCCGACAUGGCCGAUGCAGGGGACGAUGCGGGCGAUGCGGAGAAAAACGAGGAUGCCGACGACAACGAUUGGCAAGUCAGCAUUUCGGGGAGCUCGCGAUUGGAGGAGCCUGCAUUCUGGCGGAUGACUGAGUCAACGCUGGCAGCAUACACCAGCAUGCGCGGCAUCCAGCAUGACAAUGAUGUUGACACGAAAGAGUGGCAGAACCGGUUCGCGGAAGUCGCUCGUGGGCUCCAACGCCUCGAGGCCCAAAGUUCUCCCGAGGCCAGGGCGCGGAUCGGAGUGCUGAAGGAGAGGCUGGUGCGGAUUCCACGUCCCAGCUACGAGCAUCUCGAUGACGUGAGCCACGACGACAAGGGAGGGUCCGGUCGCCGCCUCCCCGUCUCUGUCGUCGAGACCAUGAUGAACAACGCUCGCCGACAGGGACAAGGCAACGCGGACGAUGGACGCAACCUGCACCUGUACGACAUCUCAGAUGACGAGGGCGACUCCCGCGAUGGCCGCAUUUCGCCUUGCACGUUUCGCCUCUGGGCCGACGGCGUGGCCGCUGCGAAUGCGAAGAAAGAAGCACGGUCGGAGCCGGACCAAACAUGGGCAGCAAUCUCGACGAUGACUCGUCUUGGUCAGAAGGGAGGUAGCCGUCGGAAUGUCCCGAAACCAUGUCGGCUUGAUGAUGAGACCUCUAGGUCCAGCAUCCCUGGUGCCGACGAAGCACUCUUUCGCCCGCAGGGCGUUUCUCCCAAACCCGACACAACUGUUGAGGUUUCCCUCUGGCAGGAGCGCAUGGAGGAGGAGGCCGGUCGUCUGGGGAGCGUCACUGGUCUGGGGGAGGUUGCCGUGGCAGGAGAGGCCUUGGCCGUGGCUGAUGAUGCAAGAUCCCACACGGACGCGGCUCGCUGGAUGCUGACCAGCUCGUGGCAGGAAAUCGUCCAUGAGGCCAUCCGCAAGACCGAUAGGCCAACACUCUUGGACGGUGUGGCCGUGGACCAGCUCGAGGGGGAGUUUCGUCUUUGCUGCCGACGACUUGAGGACGCCUGGGCCUCGGCCGAGAGCUCGCUCAAGGGCAAGAAUAUGCUGACGGAGAAGAUUCGUCUUCGCCGGACGCGGGUGCAGCAUGCUGCACGGGUUGUGGGCACCCUCCAAUGCCGCGCCCGGGAGAAGCAGCACGAGCAGCACGAGCAGCGGCGGCGCCGGCGACACGAAGCCCAAGGAGGCGGCAGCGGCGGCCACGAGGAGGAAGAUGCCGUCGCGGCACAGAAAGGCCGUCAUCACAUCGAACAGUAUCUGCGGGUCAUGUCAGCGCAAGCAGCCGAGGUUGAGGCGCUCACUACCCGGCUAUGGACCGAGAUUGGUGCGUUGGUCCAGGCCGACGAGGGCAUGGACGACACGGUUCGUCAGAUGGGACGGGCCAUCGGCAUCGUCGGCCUGGAGCCCGAGGAGAUGGUGGACAAGAUCAUGGCCAUGGGAGACGAGGAUGCGUGA
Molecule: messenger RNA, 2157 nt
Organism: Drechmeria coniospora
Lineage: Eukaryota; Fungi; Ascomycota; Sordariomycetes; Hypocreales; Ophiocordycipitaceae
Exons: 4
Coding region: 1-2157 (718 amino acids)
Source: RefSeq, a predicted model, not a curated record